Molecule: messenger RNA, 1723 nt
Organism: Podarcis raffonei (Aeolian wall lizard)
Lineage: Eukaryota; Metazoa; Chordata; Lepidosauria; Squamata; Lacertidae
Product: SPARC-related modular calcium-binding protein 1-like
Exons: 12
Coding region: 140-1456 (438 amino acids)
Biological process (GO): extracellular matrix organization
Cellular component (GO): basement membrane
Molecular function (GO): heparin binding; protein binding; calcium ion binding
Source: RefSeq, a predicted model, not a curated record
AGGACAUGCGGCGCGCAGGGGAGGCGGAGGUAGGGCUGGCACCCCCGCCGCUUUAUAAAACCUCCAUGCAGCGCGCCCGCGGCGUCCAGUGGCCCCCGCCGAGGAAAGGGCGAGCCCGGCAGCCCCGAUCGGCCCCACCAUGCGCUGUGCGCGCCCCCGGACGCGCCUCGUCCCGGAGCUGCUGCUGUUGUGGCUGCUGGCUGUGGCGGCGGUGACACCUUUUCGUUUGGACACCUCGCCGUUCAUCAUCUCCGAGAGCGACGCAGAGGAGUCUGCAUGCCCGCUGGAAUGUCCUCACGAACGCGGGCGCCCGGUUUGCGCCUCCGACGGGAAGCUCUACAAGUCCCCGUGCGCCUUCCAGAAAGCUCGAUGCCGCGAGCGUUCCCUCGAAGCCUUGCCUCGCUUCCGCUGUGGUGGGGCGGCCCACCGAGAGCCCAACUAUACCAACCUCACUCGGUGCCAGGAGGACCGAGCGACCGCCCUCUCACAGUCCCGGCGUCAGUCUCACGCAACCUACGUCCCGGAAUGCAAUGAAGACGGCUCCUUCUUGCAGGUUCAGUGCCAUAAACAGACUGGCUAUUGCUGGUGCUCCACACCAGAAGGGAAACCAAUCAGUGGAACGUCAGUCCUCAACGAAACACCAAACUGUACAGGGUCCUACACGGUGCGGACGUCGUGGCCAGAUCCCAACUCAUCUCGGAAAGAAGAUGGCUCCAAGCCCCGGCCCACCCAGCCAAGCCCCUUCCCCCACAAGCAGGAAGAGGGCACCUCCUUGCCGUUCCUCAUUCCCAUCAUCAUUCCGGAUUUCAAGCCCAGCCGCACGGUGAAGCAAGCUCCAGAAUACCCGCCGUCAUGUGAGCAGGAGCGGCGAGAGGCUAUUGAUGAGGCCCGGCAGCACCAACAGGAGGGCACCUUCAUCCCGGAGUGUGAGGGGGACGGCACCUAUAAGGCCGUGCAGUGCCACCAGGCCACGGGGUAUUGCUGGUGCGUGAGGGUGGACACUGGCCGGCCUGUUCCAGGAACUUCGACGAGGAACUUCCCCCCGGACUGCGAGGCAGAUGUGGCGGCCAAGAAUGCAGAAAUGAGCUCCCUGUUCCGGGAUCGGCUUCUGCCAGGUUGUCCAGGGUCCAAGAAGGUAGAGUUCCUCUCCAAUCUGAUCAAGGCCUUGGCUUCCGACAUGUUGCAGUCGAGGAUGAUGCCCGUUCCAUACCGAAGGUUUUCGGACAGCCUGACGGGGCCCAGCCUGGAGGAGCGAGCGGUGCGCUGGCAGUUUGUCCGCCUGGACAAGGACUUCAGCAACAGCAUCAGCGAGCGGGAGCUGCGGCCCCUCAAGCUCUACAUGAAGAGGAACACCCGGCCCAAGCGCUGCGUCCGCAAGUUCCUGGACUACUGCGACCUGGAUGAGAACAAGCUGAUCUCCUUGCAUGAGCUCAAAGGCUGCCUGGGGCUCAGUUAGCCCUACACACGUGACUUCCCCCUGACAAAGAAUGGCGCUUUCCCCCUCCAGAAGCCCAGGGGGCGCUCUCUCAUUCUCUGAGCACUGCAUUCCCGCCUCUGGUUGCAGACUCUUUGCACUUUAAAGAGACGGACUGGACUUUCUGCCCAGAAGGUUGACGAUGGUUCCGGGAAGUGGAGAUAAACGUGGAAAGGGGUGGGACAAACGUGGCUGUCAGUCCAUUUUCUGUGUUUUCCUUUUUAUUUUAUUUUUUGCUUUUUAAAGAAA